CAGAGAUUGGUGUCACCCACGCACCAAAAAUCUGCCUUCUACAACGACGUAACCACUCUAAGAGCAAACAAACAUAGAUUCUCAUGGCCGACAAGUCUGUUUCUAUCUGGCGCUCACACUUUGAACAAUUCUGGGUCUCUUAUCAACCCUUUCUGUUAUCUCGUGGAUACAGACUGCGUCCACGGUACGAUCCGAAUUGGGAUCACUCCUGGCUCGAAGGGAAACUCUUCAGUCUCUCUGAGCACUCGAUACCAUCGGUCGCGCCAGCUGCACUGGAUGCUAUACGAUUAUCAGACAACAAGAAGGUGGUCCUGAAACGCAUUGAGACGGGAGAUCCAGAAAUUGGUAUCGCAAAGUACCUCGAUUCCCUUCGGCAAGAUCCCAGAAAUCGGACGAUUCCGCUACUGGACUCGUUCGCACUCCCGGACAGCGAAUGGACAAUCAUCGUGAUGCCUUACUGCCGCAGAUUUACAUUCCCCCCGUUCCAUUGCCCGAACGAGUUCGUUGAGGCGAUGUCGCAAUUUCUCGAGGGGCUUCAAUUCAUGCACAAUCACAAUAUCGCACACUUUGAUAUUGCCCCGCAGAACAUGCUCAUGGACGAAUCGGAGGUGGUCCCUCGUGGCUCGCAUUUCGCUUUCCCCGAUACUCACGAGGGAGACCUCACGUUCUUCUACUGGAGGAAUCGAUGUUCCACUGGACCUACGCGAUACUAUUAUAUCGACUUCGGGCUUUCCUUACACUUCCCGCAAGGGAAACAAUCAGCACUCCACACUGGGACCUUGCGCACGUUUCCUACAAUUCCGGAGCUAUCCUUGGACGUCCCAUACAAUCCCUUUUACGUCGACGUCUACCAACUAGGAUUAACGAUGCAGAGAAUCAUCGAUGAAUACUACGGCUUGGAAGCAUUUGUGCCAGUCGCGGCACAAAUGAUGGCAGAUGAUCCCCACGCCCGACCAGAACCUGAAAAAUCAUUGGAACAGCUGCAUAUGAUCGCUAGCAAGAUGUCGCCUGCUAAAUUGCGUGGACAAAUUUGGGAAAAGAAUGCGGGCUAUUGGAAGAAGCUUUCUUGGUGGAUAUGGGGCGGUUAUCCGUGGGAGCUCGGCCGUCCGUGUUGAACUAGUGCAUCAAUUCAAUGUAUUUUCGUUCGAUUGGGGUGUACACGCAUGUGUUAUGUAUGCUAUUUUAUCGCCAUUUGCG
Messenger RNA from Mycena citricolor, 1197 nucleotides. Lineage: Eukaryota; Fungi; Basidiomycota; Agaricomycetes; Agaricales; Mycenaceae. The record is from the annotation of a GenBank genome assembly.